Messenger RNA from Notodromas monacha, 1062 nucleotides. NCBI's taxonomy places the organism in Eukaryota, Metazoa, Arthropoda, Ostracoda, Podocopida, Cyprididae. The record is from the annotation of a GenBank genome assembly.
AUCUUGGCAGGAAAAGCAUUUGUGCUGAUGUAUGUUUCGAGUGAAUCAUGCUUGCAUGAAAGUGGUGUUGAAAGUUCUUCGCGUUGAUCGUUAGUGUUGGUUGAAAAGGAUCAAUCCACCAUGAACAUCGAUCGGCGAAUGUCGACAAAUGGGGAGUCGCUGUACCAGGUUUUAAGCGUACCCAAAGAUGCCACUGCAGAGGAUAUCAAGAAGGCUUACCGGAAGCUUGCAUUGAAAUUCCACCCCGACAAGAACCCUGAAACUGCAGACAAGUUCAAGGAAAUCAAUCAUGCUCACAAGGUGCUGAGCGAUCCCACGAAAAGAAACAUUUAUGACAAUUAUGGCUCUGUGGGCUUAUACGUCGGUGAGCAGCUGGGCGAAGAGAAUGUGAAUGCUUAUUUCCUUGUCAAUUCGGGAUGGUGCAAGGAGAGUGACGAAGAGGGUGGUGAUGGUGCCGCUGGUCUCGAUGGUGCAGAGUCGCCAAACCUGGUGACGGAUCAGCCGAAACCCAGCACUCCACCGGGCGUGGGAUCCGCGGGUUGGGAGUCGACGGGUAGCAAACCAGGCAGGCCGAUGCCGCCGAACCAGAGCAUUCCAAUGCCGGCUCCGCAGAGCCACGAGCGAACGUCGCUGAACCAAGAUGAUUCCAUUACCGUUGCCUCGGAUAGCGGUGAACUUGAACUGGUGAUCGGUUCCGUUUGCCACGUGGAACUCCCUGAAGAUGUCGUUACAACACUACUGGCUCUGACUUCGGAGCGACGAAAUGAAACCGAUCGUGUUGCAUUGCGGAACGAAGAACAUUGAGCAGAAGACCCGGGUUGUACCGCUAGAACGUGAGAUAUCUUCUGACACCGUAUUCAAUGAUGUAUCCUCAGUCGUCUCGGAAGUGAUUUUUCAACACCCAAAGAGAAUCUUAUUGGCCGAGUCAAAUCACUGCGUAUAAAUUGAUCGUUUAUUCGUAUAUCAUUGAUCGUACUCAUGUAAUCGAAUCAUUCGGUCGUAAUUUUCGAGCCGUAAAUCACAAGUUGUUGGUACCAUAUUCGAAAUGGUUAAAUCAGAUUU